Molecule: messenger RNA, 1389 nt
Organism: Drosophila subpulchrella
Lineage: Eukaryota; Metazoa; Arthropoda; Insecta; Diptera; Drosophilidae
Gene: Ak3
Product: GTP:AMP phosphotransferase AK3, mitochondrial
Exons: 2
Coding region: 643-1293 (216 amino acids)
Biological process (GO): nucleobase-containing compound metabolic process
Cellular component (GO): mitochondrion; cytoplasm
Molecular function (GO): AMP kinase activity; ATP binding
Source: RefSeq, a predicted model, not a curated record
AAUCAAUUUAAACUUGUCAGUUAAACCUAAGAAAGUAAAAAACUAGUUUUGUAGUUUUUUAUUUCAGAUAUACUUUUUGCACAUGGAAGGAAUCUAAAUUAAAGUCCACACUGCACUUAUUCCCAGUGGGAGAGUGCGAAAGAGAGCGGGCCCCAAGAGCUGAGAGCGCAAUUUCCGCAGAGAGCGAGGGAGACAGCGUGUCUAUCCCCCACACCCCAUUCACACUGCCCUUUUGCAAGGAGAGAGUGAGAGAGAGAGAGUGACAAAAAGGGAGUAAAAAGAGAGGGCGAACAACCGGCUGUUAGUUGGGGCCUCGCGAGCGCAAGAAAGAGAGGGAGAGAAAGAAGCCUGGAAGCUAAACAACAAGGGCCAAACCAAACACACACGAAAGAUAACGACUUGUUUCAUUUGAUAUUCGCCAGCCGGCAGCAGCGGGACAAGUAUAAAAAAAACAGAACACACAAAUCGGACGCCGCAGCUGCGGACACCAAAUUAGAAUACUAUAACGGCGACAAGUUAUCGCACAAUUAGUACGCGGGCGAGAAUUGCUACCGAGAUACGUCGUCGGCGGACACCCGAAAUUUUCCCAUAAAACCCAAGUGCCGUCUCAAAAAAAGAGGUAAAGAAAAGUAGAUCUUAAAAAUGUAUACGAAAAUCUUUCGCGCUGUGAUAAUCGGAGCCCCGGGCUCGGGCAAGGGUACUAUUUCCGAGCUGAUUUGCAAGAACCAUGGAUGCGUCCACAUUUCCACGGGUGACAUUCUGCGCCAGAACAUCAUAAAGAACACGGAGCUGGGCAGAAAGGCCAAGGAGUUUAUCGCUGCCGGUAAAUUGGUGCCAGAUUCAAUUGUGACCAAGACAAUGUUGGCCCGGAUAACCGAGGUGGGCAACAGGUCGUACAUCCUGGACGGAUUCCCGCGCAACAUCGCCCAGGCCCAGGCACUGGAAGCUCGUGAGCAGAUCGAUGCGGUGAUCACGCUGGACAUUCCACACGAUGUGAUUAUCGAUCGGGUCAAGCACCGUUGGAUUCACGCGCCCUCUGGCAGGGUGUACAACAUAGGGUUCCAAGAUCCCAAAGUGCCUGGCAAAGAUGAUGUCACGGGAGAACCGCUGACUCAGCGCGAGGACGACAAGCCACAUGUGGUGGCCAGGCGACUGGAGCUGUACGAUGAACUGAUGAGUCCCGUGAUAGCCUGGUACAAAGAAAAAGGCCUUGUUGCCACUUUUAAGGGAAAACAGACCAAGGAGAUCUGGCCGCGGAUGGAGCUCUUCCUCAGGGACCGCAUGAACGCGUAAUGGGACCACCCGGAGUUUCAUCCAUUGUGCACAAACUAACGAUAAACUGCUGUGUUCAAUUAAGUGCAUAAACAUAUUUAGAUAUAUAUAUAUAAA